This is a messenger RNA of Armigeres subalbatus, 1682 nucleotides long. RefSeq lists its product as uncharacterized. The transcript has 3 exons. Lineage: Eukaryota; Metazoa; Arthropoda; Insecta; Diptera; Culicidae. The record is from RefSeq and is a predicted model, not a curated record. The coding region runs from base 643 to 1233 and encodes 196 amino acids.
CAUCGAGCAUCGCACGAAACGGGUCGGUCAGUCACAUUCGAAUAGAUUUCCCUUUUUCUUUCCACCCCGUGUCGAGUGUCGAUUAGAUCAUUUUCUCCCCAUAGAUGUGCGACAGUUUCCCUUUUUCUUAUCCACACCGCACAAAACGCGUUUGUUGUAGCGCGCGCAGGUUCCCCUGCCAACCAAAAAACGGCGACACCACGGAGUCCUCGACGUAAACAGAAUGUGAUGUGCCUUACCGCGACGCGACGUUUGAGGCGUGUGUAAUCUUUGGUGUCCCUAGCGGAAAGGAGUCUCGUUUUGUGAAAGAGGAAGUGAUGAUUCAUAGGGUCGAAGGAUCUGAUUAGUUUUUACGCGAGUUUUAAAGUUUAUGCUCUUCCGCUCAUAUCACGGUUCGAAGAUAGGCCCAUUGAGCAACUAACCAGCGCUGGUAAUGUGUUAAUUGAUGAUAUUCGUUAACCAGCAGAGUCAUUACCAAACGUAACAUCUAUGUGAUCAGCGGUGAAACGAAGCGAAGAGCCUUCUUUCUACGUCUUGGCAGAGAAUGCCCGUUCGUGCCUUAUUGUGUGUCGCAAAAUCAGUCUGAUGUGCGAUUCCACUCGUACUGGUCGCUGUGAUAGUUCAAACAUAAAUUAAACAGGAAUGGGUGGGGAAGUUAUGCUGACGGUUCCUGUGAUAGUUUUGUUUGCUUUUAUUAUCACACCUGGCGUCAGUGGUUGUGCCGGCAUAGUAACGAAUGAAGUUCACAUUGACUGUUCGGAGGAUACGAAGCAGUCUUCCAACAAGGCGAUGCACCCCACCGCUCCUAUGACCGAGUACUUUAAGGAGCAUGAAGUAACCGAAACCGAGUCCCGGAUCGCUCUCCAGCAGUUGGAUUUGGACAGGAUAAAUCGAGUGCCGGCCUGGUGUGACGAGUGCGGCAUUGAUAAGAUUCAUUUUUGUCGGUCGCCGGCUUUCAUCAACGAUCACUGCUGCUGCGAGCAUCGCCAUGCAAAAGAGAAACUCCCCUGGAUCCCGCACACUUGCUACCUUGGCAAGGAACGAUGUCAACCGCACACCAGUUCCUGCAGUCGGUACCGAGAAAUACGGGAGUGCUGCUGCGAUCGGAUACUCGCCGCACAGUAUCUGGCAAAAUUUUCCGCAGGGAGUCCCACCUGCAGCCGAUUGCACAUGGCCGGUUGGACUAUCUCAUUGCUGCUGACAGCGAUUUCGGCAAUCGGCCGACUCAGCUAACAUCAUCAGUAGUGGCAGUGACAUGCGAUCGCGAUGGUUCACGCGUUCCACCACCAAAGAAAUGCAAAAGAAAGAUACCGUACUACUAUUUACCCACGGCUACCGAUGAUGGUCCCCACCGGCGAUCAAAACUAUCGUGUUUCAAAGGUUGACAUGUGGCAUAUGACUACUUAUAAAUCGUUCACCAAAUUAGACUUACCUAACAAAGCAACAGCAGCGGAGCAAUCGUUCGUGCCGUACUAAAGAUGCGAUUUUAACAGCAUUAUCUACACUUAAUAUAUAUUUGAGGCUGUGGCAGGUUCUAGUGUCAUAAUGAAUAAAAAAACAGUGCUAUUGAUAAGAAAUAAGAUGUAUUUAUAAUUUAUGAUCAAAAGUUCUUUUUAGUUACGAAUAGACAGAAAUAAAAAAAGUAGGGAACCAAAUGGUAUACCCAACAAGCCUUGACACAA